Messenger RNA from Nematocida parisii ERTm1, 2390 nucleotides. Its product is annotated as transitional endoplasmic reticulum ATPase TER94. Bases 1 to 2379 code for a protein of 792 amino acids. Gene Ontology annotation, molecular function: ATP hydrolysis activity; ATP binding; polyubiquitin modification-dependent protein binding. Gene Ontology annotation, cellular component: nucleus; cytosol; VCP-NPL4-UFD1 AAA ATPase complex. Lineage: Eukaryota; Fungi; Microsporidia. The record is from RefSeq and is a predicted model, not a curated record. The transcript has a single exon. Gene Ontology annotation, biological process: autophagosome maturation; mitotic spindle disassembly; retrograde protein transport, ER to cytosol.
AUGACUGAGACAAACAUAGCCACUGCUAUUCUAGAUGAAAAGAGGCCAAACAGCUAUCAGAUUGUAUACCCGACAGAUGAGUGUGUAAAAGGGGAGUGCAACUUAGAUCCUGCGGAUGUGGGUCUUUCUUACAGCCGUAUGCAAGAGUUAAACAUAUUUCAGUACGAUGUUAUUCUUAUAAAGGGUAAGAAGAGAAAGGAGUCUCUUUUUAUGGUUAAGAAAAUGGACAUACCUGAUGACAAGUUGGUUUUGCUUCGUGAGGGGUGUGAAAACUUGUGCUCUAGAGUUGGGGACUUUGUUAAGUUGUAUGAGCUUACAGACGACACGAUUACUGUAGAGAAGGCCACAAUUCUACCUGUGAAAGAGGAUUUAGAGGGUGUGGAGAUUGAUGUGUAUAAUGACUUGCUGAAAGGAUACUUUGAAAAGGCUGUUAGACCUAUCCAUGUAAAUGAUACAAUUACAAUUAGAAGCAACAGGGUGUUUAGAUUUAAGGUUACUCAAGUGAAGGCAGGAGAGUAUUGCUAUGGAAAAGUAGGACAGGACACUGAGAUAUUCUGUUCAGGCGAGGUGACUGAGGAGGAAUUACUGGCUGAUAAAAACAUGAUAGGAUAUGAUGAUAUUGGAGGAUGCCGAAAACAAAUGGCAAAAAUACGUGAACUAGUUGAUCUUCCACUCAGGCAUCCAAUUCUAUUUCAAAAAUUAGGAGCCAAGCCACCGCGAGGAAUUCUUAUGCACGGCCCUCCGGGGACUGGUAAAACCAUGAUUGCCCGGGCUGUUGCAAACGAGUCUGGAGCCUUCUUCUUCCUUAUAAAUGGGCCUGAGAUUAUGUCUAAACUUUCUGGUGAGAGUGAAAACAACCUGAGAAAGGCAUUUAAAGAGGCAGAGAAAAAUAGUCCUAGCAUUAUUUUCAUUGAUGAAAUCGAUGCCAUUGCACCAAAAAGAGAUAAAAGUCAGGGUGAAGUUGAGAAAAGAGUGGUAAGUCAGCUGCUCACUCUUAUGGAUGGUCUAAACUCUCGAUCUACAGUAAUUGUGAUUGGGGCAACCAACAGGCCAAACAGCAUUGAUCCAGCACUCAGAAGAUUUGGUAGAUUUGAUAGAGAGCUUGAAAUAGGAAUACCAGAUUUCGCUGGCAGACUUGAAAUAAUGAGAAUACAUACAAAGAACAUUCUUAUUGCCCCUGAGACUGACAUUGAGAAGAUUGCAAAGGACACGCAUGGUUACACGGGAAGUGACUUGGCUUCUUUGUGUUCAGAGGCAGCUCUUCAGCAGAUUAGAGAGAAAAUGCAUUUGUUUGACUUGGACAGCGACGUGCUAGACAUUAAUGUGCUAAACUCUCUGGCAGUCACACAGAAAAACUUUGAGUAUGCACUGCAACACACCGAUCCCAGCUCUCUUAGAGAAACUGUUCUUGAGGCUCCUAACAUCAAAUGGGAGGAUGUGGGUGGCUUAGAGCACGUCAAGACAGAGCUUAAGGAGAUGGUGCAGUAUCCUGUAGAAUAUCCCGAUCUUUACAGAGAGUUUGGCAUGAGCCCUUCUCGUGGAGUCCUUUUCUAUGGACCUCCUGGAUGUGGUAAAACCCUUUUAGCCAAAGCUGUGGCCAGCCAGUGUAAUGCAAACUUUGUUUCCAUCAAGGGGCCAGAACUGCUUACCAUGUGGGUUGGUGAAAGUGAAGCAAAUCUUCGUGAAAUAUUUGACAAGGCUCGUGCAGCAGCCCCGUGUGUUCUCUUUUUCGAUGAAAUUGACUCAAUUGCUAAGGCUCGUGCUGGUGCAGGAGACAGAUCUAGUGGCGGUGCUACACAAAUACUGAACCAAAUGCUGAUUGAAAUGGAUGGAAUGAACACAAAGAAGAAUGUGUUUGUAAUCGGAGCAACUAACAGGCCUGAUGUGAUUGAACCUGCUCUCUUGCGACCAGGAAGGCUUGAUCAGCUGAUAUACAUUCCACUUCCAGAUGAAGAAAGCAGAUACUCCAUCCUUAAAGCAAACCUGCAGAAGGCCCCUCUUGAUGAAUCUGUAAAUCUUAAGGAAAUUGCUGCAAAAACUAUUGGGUUCUCUGGUGCUGAUCUUACAGAAAUCUGCCAAACUGCUUGUAAGUUUGCAAUUAAAAAGAGAAUCGAAGAAGAAAUUGCUCUAAAAAAGAGCAAAAUGGAAAUAGCAGAUGUGUCCACUCCAGAAGGAAAUGAAGGUACAGCAAAUGAUAAAGAGGCAGAAGCUCCCAGCAAAACUGUCUUUGUUACUUCCGAGCACUUCAAAAAGGCCCUAGAAAGAGCAAGAAGAAGUGUAAGUGAAGAAGAAGAAAGGCGAUAUGAAGGAUUCCAAAACAAGUAUAAAGGAGGCCUUGGCGAUAGUGCUCUUGACGAUGAAACUGGCCUGUAUGAUUAAAUGAUCUGGGA